This is a messenger RNA of Closterium sp. NIES-65, 2430 nucleotides long. The record is from the annotation of a GenBank genome assembly. Lineage: Eukaryota; Viridiplantae; Streptophyta; Zygnematophyceae; Desmidiales; Closteriaceae.
AUGCAGGUUAUUGUGCAACUACUCCGUAGCGUAAAAUCGUGGCGAAAAUCGAAUCGCAACCGUUCGCCCAAACGUGACCCUCCCCUCGCCCUCGCUUUCCUUUCCCACGCUUCCGCUCUCUUUCGCCCGCGUCGUCGCCAUCGCUUCCGCAGCUCGUCGCGUGCCCGUCGCCUUCGCUCCGCCCGUCGCCUUCACUUCUCCCCCGUCGCCUUCACUCCCCCCCCCUCUUCCGUUGCCUUCAUUUCCCCCUCCCGUCGCCUUCACUUCCCCCUCCCGUCGCCUUCACUUCCCCCUCCCUUCGCCUUCACUUCCCCCUCUCGUCACACUCGCUUCCCCACCCGUCACCUUCACUUCCCCUCCCAUUGCCUUUCACUCUCUCCUGCUCAAUCUCUUUCCCCCUGCUCACUCUCUUCCCCCCCUGCUCACUCUCUUUCCCCUUGCUCACUCUCUUCCCCCCUGCUCACUCUCUUCCCCCCUGCUCACUCGCUUCCCCCCUCAAUCCCUUCCCCCCUGCUCACUCUCUUCCCACUCUCUUCCCCCCUGCUCACUCUCUUCCCCCCCUGCUCACUCUCUUUCCCCUUGCUCACUCUCUUUCCCCCCUUCUCACUCUCUUUCCCCCUUCACGCUCUCUUUCCCUCCCUUCCGCUUGUUGCCCCCCUUCGUCUCGCGCUCGUCCCCUCGCAAUCCCCGUCUCUCUCUCCCCCCGUCGCCCUCGUUUUCCCCAUCGCCCUCCCUUCCACUCCUCGUUGCCCUCGCCAUCCCUCCCUUCUCCCUUCCCAUCUCGCACACUUGUCACGCCCCCUUUCCAAUCCACACAUACACCCUUCCCUUCUUCCUUGUUUCCUCGUAUCCCCUGCGCUGCUUCCCCCCAUCCUCCGACUUGCUCCCCCCAUCCCCUUCUCUGCUUCCCCCCAACCCUUUCCCUGCUUCCCCCCAACCCCUUCCCUGCUCCCCCCCAUCCCCUUCCCUGCUUUCCCCCUUCCCCUUCCCUGCUUCCCCCCGUCCCCUUCCCUCCUUCCCCCGUCCCCCUCCCAGCAUCCCCCCAUCCGCUUCCCUGCUCACCCCCAUCCCCUUCCCUGCUCCCCCCAUCCCCUUCCCUGCUUCCCCCUAUCUCCUUCCCUGCUUCCCCCUAUCGCCUUCCCUGCUCACCCCUGCUCCCUCUGUUUCAUCCUUGCUCCCUCCCCUUCUUCUCUGCUCACUCUCUUCCCCCUUGCUCACUCUCUUUACUUCUGCUCGCUCUGUUCCCCCCUGCUUCCUCUCUUCCCCUCUGUUCAAUCUGUCCCCCGCUGCUUCUUCUCUUCCCCUCUGCUCAUUCCGUUUACUGUCUUUCCCCCUUCACUCAACCCCAUACCCCCCAAUGCAGUUACAGGUGCUCAGCACCAGAUGUGGCUUUACCACGGCCUGGUUUAUUGGGAGGAACGGAGGAAGGGAGGAAGUGAGGAAUGCAGGAAUGAAGGAAGGGAGGAAGUGAUGAUGGGAGGAAGGGAGGUAGGGAGGACGCUUGGGGGAGAAGCAGAAGGGAGGGGAGGAAGAGAGGUUGGGGAGGAGGGUGGGGAGGAGGGUGGGGAGGAGGGUGGGGAGGAGGGUGGGGAGGAGGGUGGGGAGGAGGGUGGGGAGGAGGGUGGGGAGGAGGGUGAGGAGGAGGGUGGGGAGGAGGGUGGGGAGGAGGGUGGGAAGGAGGGUAGGGAGGAGGGUGGGGAGGAGGCUGGGGAGGAGGAAAGGGGUGGGGCGGAAUGGGGUGGGGCGGGGCGGAAUGGGGUGAGGCGGAUUGGGGAGAUGAGGGAUGGGGAGAUGAGGGAUGAGGAGAUGAGGGAUGGGGAGGUGUGGGAUGGGGAGGAGAGGGCUGGGGAGGAGAGGGAUGGGGAGGUGAGGGAUGAGGAGGUGAGGGAUGGGGAGAUGAGGGAAGGGGAGAUGAGGAAUGGGGAGAUGAGGAAUGGGGAGAUGAGGGAAGGGGUAAUGAAUGAACGUGUAUGCGACGGAAGGGUGCUGCUGACCACGCACCCUCCCACACCCCACACGAUGGGAAGGGAUGAGAGGGUGGGCGGCAUGGGUAGAGAAGCGAUGGUGAAUAGGGGGAACGUGAUGGGCAGGGGAGUGAUGACGGCGUGGAGAGAGGAGGAGAGAAGGGAGGUCGGCGGGAAGGCUAAGCGAGGACGAUGGGAGGGCAAGCGUGGGCGACAGUGGCGGUGGGCGACGGUGGCGGUGGGCGACGGUGGCGGUGGGCGACGGUGGGGAGAAGCGUGGGCAACGGUGGGGGGAAGCGUGGGCGACAGUGGGGGAAAGCGUGGGCGACGGUGGGGGGAAGCGUGGGCGACGGUGGGAGGAAGCGUGGGUGACGGUGGGGAGAAGCGUGGGCGACGGUGGGGGGAAGCGGGGGCGACGGUGGGGGGAAGUGUGGGUGACGGUGGAGGGAAGCGUGGGCGACGGUGA